AUGAGCACCUCCGUCCUCAAAGCUCUGGGGUGGGAAAAUCGCUCAGGAGGCUGGAGGAGCCUGCGUCCCUCGGGCCGCAGGGCCGCCUUUCUGAUCCGUACCCUGCUCUCCCUGCGUCGUUACACGUCACAAUCUCGUUGUAAACCCCGCACCCUCUGGCCUGCCGAGCGGCCCCUCCAGCCCCACUUGGAGCUCGGGUCCCUGUCUCCCCGGUGGGCCCUCGACCCCCGUCAUGGUCCUCCCCUGCACGGGCCCCCCAGCCGGGAAACGCCAGCUGUUCUCACGUCCCUGCGCCGUGUGCCUCCCCGCCUCCGGGUUCUCGCUCAGGCUGGAGCGGCCUCGCCCACAGCUCUGCAAGGCCGGUCUGGCUUUGCCCUACUGCCUGCAGGAGUCCAAGUCCUCCGGACCCGCCUCUACCCGGACCAUCACCAGGCCCACACCUUUGCCUCCUUCCUGGCUCCUGCGUCACCCCACAUCGUCGCGCUCCAGAACCCUCCAUCACGCCUCGCUGGCUUCCUGGCCUCUGCCGUUCCCCGCUCCAACCCAGAGCGGCUGUUUCUGACGCAUCUGACCGUCUCUUUCCGGCCCUCGGGGCCUUCCCACUGUCCCCUCCACCCCUCAGCAGCUGGUGCUGCCAUCAUGACAAACUAUCUACAUGGCGUUCUUCUGAGCCAGGUGGCUGCGCCCCCCACCUGCCCCACUUCACCCCGACCCCGAUCCGAUCAUUACCUGGUCCCUCCGCUGGGCACGGACGUGGCCGGAGCUGGACGCCUGGAACCCCAGAGUGGAAGCAACGUGCCCGGGAUCACCUGGAGGUACGUGUGGACACGGCGGCUGGAGGAGGAGCUCCCGGGAGGACCGCUUUCCGGGGCUUCCUGUCCGGAGGCGCGACUGAGUUGGCACGCUUCUUCCGAGCCUUCCCCGAGGCCGGCUGUAUUCUCGUUGGCGCUGACGAUGCUGUCUUGA
Molecule: messenger RNA, 966 nt
Organism: Rangifer tarandus platyrhynchus (Svalbard reindeer)
Lineage: Eukaryota; Metazoa; Chordata; Mammalia; Artiodactyla; Cervidae
Source: the annotation of a GenBank genome assembly